Molecule: messenger RNA, 4100 nt
Organism: Cyprinodon variegatus (sheepshead minnow)
Lineage: Eukaryota; Metazoa; Chordata; Actinopteri; Cyprinodontiformes; Cyprinodontidae
Gene: prkcz
Product: protein kinase C, zeta
Exons: 21
Coding region: 174-2288 (704 amino acids)
Biological process (GO): protein phosphorylation
Molecular function (GO): protein binding; diacylglycerol-dependent serine/threonine kinase activity; ATP binding
Source: RefSeq, a predicted model, not a curated record
CAAACAGCAGAAAAACUUCCAAGCAGCUUUUCAAACUUUAAAGAAGUCGGAAGCAAACGGCGGAGCAAAGGUUCGGCAUGAAAAAGCCGCUCCUAGGAAGUAACGGCUAGUUGGAGACUUUUGGCCGUGUCCAGUUUGGGUCGGGCUGCCGGGAGGUGAACCGAACUCUAACGAUGCAUGUGCUGCAGGCCAACGGAUCCAUUAUGGACCUGAGCUCCGACUGGGUGAAGGUUAAAGCCCACUACCGAGGGUACAUGUUGAUCACUGACAUGCCAUCUUCAGUGAGCUUCGUGGAGCUGUGUGAGGAAGUGAAAACAAUGUGCAGCGUUGCUAGGCAACAACCCAUCACUCUGAAGUGGAUCGACGAUGAAGGAGAUCCUUGCACCAUCUCCUCUCAGAUGGAGCUGGAAGAGGCGCUUCGGAUUUACAGCAGAACCAAGAGAUCUGGACUCCUGCUGCAUGUUUUCCCCAGCAUCCCGGAGCGGCCAGGCAUGCCCUGCCCAGGAGAAGACAAGUCAAUCUACCGCCGCGGCGCCAGAAGAUGGAGGAAGCUCUACCGAGUGAACGGACACCUUUUCCAGGCCAAGCACUUUAACAGGAAAGCCUACUGUGGCCACUGUGGUGAGCGGAUAUGGGGGCUGGGCGGGCAGGGCUACAAGUGUAUCAGCUGCAAACUGUUGGUCCAUAAGCGCUGUCACAGACUCCUUCCUCAGACCUGCCAAAGGCUUAUGGAUCCAGUCAUGCCAUCGCAGGAGCCCCCUUCAGACGCCAGGAGUGAGGAGGUGGACCUUCCACCGGACGAUGCAGAGGACACGGAUGGGAUAUCUUUUCUGCCACACAACCGUGCGGUGGAUAAACGGGAAGAAACAGAUACCGAGGACUCGGACCUGAAUCCCCUGCAGGACAUCAAAGAUGUGGUGGACGGCAUUGAUGGCAUUAAGUUGUCGCAGGGCACCACUCUAGGUCUGAGUGACUUUGAACUGAUCCGGGUGAUUGGGCGAGGAAGCUACGCCAAGGUCCUACUGGUCCGGCUGAAGAAGAAUGAGCAAAUUUACGCCAUGAAAGUGGUUAAAAAGGAGCUCGUCCACGACGAUGAGGAUAUCGACUGGGUGCAGACAGAGAAGCAUGUGUUCGAGCAGGCGUCCACCAAUCCAUUCUUAGUCGGCCUCCACUCCUGUUUCCAGACAGAAAGUCGGUUGUUCCUGGUGAUCGAAUACGUGAACGGCGGAGACUUGAUGUUUCAUAUGCAACGACAGAGGAAGCUUCCGGAGGAACACGCCAGAUUUUAUGCUGCAGAAAUCUGCAUCGCGCUGAACUUCCUUCAUGAGAAGGGCAUCAUUUACCGAGAUCUGAAACUGGACAACGUUCUGUUGGACCACGAAGGACACAUUAAGCUCACGGACUACGGCAUGUGCAAGGAGGGGAUCAGACCAGGGGACACCACCAGUACUUUCUGUGGAACCCCCAACUACAUCGCACCUGAGAUCCUCAGAGGAGAGGACUACGGCUUCAGUGUGGACUGGUGGGCUCUGGGUGUGCUGAUGUUCGAGAUGAUGGCUGGAAGAUCUCCGUUUGAUAUUAUUACAGACAAUCCUGACAUGAACACAGAGGAGUACCUCUUCCAAGAAAUCUGCAUCGCGCUGAACUUCCUUCAUGAGAAGGGCAUCAUUUACCGAGAUCUGAAACUGGACAACGUUCUGUUGGACCACGAAGGACACAUUAAGCUCACGGACUACGGCAUGUGCAAGGAGGGGAUCAGACCAGGGGACACCACCAGUACUUUCUGUGGAACCCCCAACUACAUCGCACCUGAGAUCCUCAGAGGAGAGGACUACGGCUUCAGUGUGGACUGGUGGGCUCUGGGUGUGCUGAUGUUCGAGAUGAUGGCUGGAAGAUCUCCGUUUGAUAUUAUUACAGACAAUCCUGACAUGAACACAGAGGAGUACCUCUUCCAAGCAGCAGAAAUUCCUCCAUACUACACCGUGACGCACUUCGCCUCAGCUGUGACCCCUGCCAACGGAAACCGAGCCGUUGACUAUAAGAGCCACCCACCAUAUGCCACCAAGAUGGACCUGGUGCCAGGGCUGGAAAAGAAAGAGAUGACGCCGCCCUUCAAACCUCAAAGCUCUGAUGAGUUUGGCUUGGAAAACUUUGACACGCAGUUUACCAACGAACCAGUGCAGCUAACGCCAGACGAUGAGGACGUAAUCAAGAGGAUAGACCAGUCAGAGUUCGAGGGAUUUGAAUACAUCAACCCCCUGCUGCUAUCAGCAGAAGAGUCCGUAUGAAGGAGAGAGCAGCUUCCUCUUUCGCCCACCUUCUGUCUGUCCAAGCAGCCGUCCUCGCCGAAAAUAAAACCACCAGAAGCCAACUGUGGAAGGCAAGGAGGACGCCCAACUCACCGCAGGAACGUGAAGGCCAACAAACGGGAGAGAUUCCUGCCUGGACUAUCGGAUGGUUUUACCGAGUAGCAGACUCUCCAGUCUGUCUUAGUUUUUAGGUGGAACACAAACCCUGGACUACGAGGAUGCCCCGGACCUUCUGUUGUCCUCUUCCCUUCUUUUUCUUUCUGCCCUUUUCCAUCCUUAAAUCAAAGCACGACCAGCUCUUUCAUGCCUGAACAGAAACCUGUUAUUCUGUGCCUGCCAUCAUCAAAACAUCUCAGCCCAUCUUACAUCCUGGGAUGAACAGGAGAGUUCUCUGAAAGAUGAUUUUAACUGCACUUUUUCUUUAUUUCUGUUUUAUAUCUUGUAGAUGGGGCCACGCCUCAGACCAAGCAAGAAUGUACGAUGACAAAAUAAAAAAAAAAAUUAAGUUAUUAUGUAUUAUAAUGUAGGAAGAAAAUCCUAAAUUGACAAUGCCUUUUAAUGAUGUAAAUGACACAUUCUCAUUGGCGCCACCAGGUUCUUUUUUUAAUCUUUUCUGAUCGUCUGUGACUAAACGUGGGACGCUAACGGGGAGAUGAGUUUUAUUGAAGAAGUGCCUCAAAGAUCAAAUUAAUUCUGUCUCUUAUUGCUCCAACUACACUUCCUUAACCCAUCAUGGCGUCACUAAACCCAAACAAAGACCUCUUGCUUUCAGUUCAGACAUCAGUGGAACCCUUCGGAGGUGAUUGUCUCUCAGGAGAAUCAGGACAAGACCAGACGCAUAACAUGAGAGCUUUAUGUGUCCUUAAUAUGUAAAAAAAAAAAAAAAAAACUUGUUUACUAAGAGGUUCUUGUGGGGAACAGGUGCUGUUCCGGGCCUUUAACUUACUGCCAGCUGAAAUCAGGUUUCCUGGAAAAUGGUCAGUUUGUUGGAAGAAACAGAGCACUCUACUACUUCUAACGGCCUUGGUGUUUGGGCCAAGCCCAGCUCGUUUCCGUCCUCCAUGGCAGUAGGGACCUAUCGCAUAUUAUGUCUCCAUCUCUACACCAAGGCUGUUUUUGCUGGGUAUGGAUUUAGUUUAGAGCUCCUGUAAUUGGUUCUUCCUAAAGACUGGGCUAUGGAUCCCCCAGUGGAACACAAAACCCCAAGGAAGGGUGAAAUGGAUCAUGACCAGAUACAACCUAAGGUGAGCUUGAUCUGGAGGAUGUGUGGGCUUUGCCUUAAAGAUGGCAUUAGGAGCUGUUUCACCUGUCCAGGUGAACCAAUGAGGUCCAUCCAUCUGAUCAGGGUGCUUCCUGGUGGGUCCCACUGGGAGGAAACCCCAAAGACAACUCACACUCAUCCAUCCAUCCAUCUUCUGCUUAUCCAGGGUCGGUCACGGGGGUAGCAGAUUCAGUAGGGAGACCCAGACAUCCCUCUCCCCAGCCACUUGGGCCAGCUCCUCAGGGGGAAUCUAAAGGCAUCCCAGCUGAGAAACUAAAUAACUCCAGCGUGUCCUGGGUCUCUCCCUUGGCCUCCUCCCGGCGGGACGUGCCCUUAACACAUCCAUCGAGACGUCCAGGAGGCAUCCUAACCAGAUGCCUGAGCCACCUCAACUGGCUCCUCCUGACUUGGAGGAACAGCUCUACUCUGAGUCCUCCCCCGAUGACUGAGCUCCGCCCCCUAUCUCUAAAGCCGGGCGUACACUGUGCCAUUUUUUUUUCAAUUGUUGCACCCAGCUACUGCUCACACUG